Molecule: messenger RNA, 2129 nt
Organism: Ceratitis capitata (Mediterranean fruit fly)
Lineage: Eukaryota; Metazoa; Arthropoda; Insecta; Diptera; Tephritidae
Exons: 1
Coding region: 23-1972 (649 amino acids)
Biological process (GO): protein processing
Cellular component (GO): plasma membrane
Molecular function (GO): metalloendopeptidase activity
Source: RefSeq, a predicted model, not a curated record
AUCAUUGUGUCAUGAUCGGAAGAUGAAUGAAAAGUGCCCGCGUCCGAUACUCAUUCUACUAUGCCUAUUUUUAACACAACAAGGCGGUCAAUGCCAUACAAACGAGCCGAAAGUGCGCACGGGAUACGUAGUGUCGCGCCUCUAUCGUGAACAGCUCAUCAAUAUGGUAAAUAUACAAGACAAGGAUGUCGAGCCGUGUGAAGAUUUCUUUGCACAUGCUUGCGGCUACUACGAUGAGGUGAUGCGUGCUGAUGAUGGGCAGGUGAGUGAGGAGGUCGGCGAACCGGUAGUACCGCCAUUUUUAUAUAACUACGAAGAUCGCAUGCAUUUCUUCGAACGUAGUAAGGAGAAUUUCGCUACAGCUUCGGGUCAACUGUUGAGCGUACUUUACAUCACAUGCAAGAAACGUGGUGAGCUCAAUGAGAUGAGACGUGGUAGUGGUGCAUUAACUCAAUGGCGUCGCAUGUUACGCGAAAUACCCUUUCUUGCGGAGAAUGCGCGCCUCUAUACGGAGUGGCCUUUGUUGCGUCAUGAGUGGGAGGAGCUGGAAGUCCAGCAUGCCUACUUAGAUUGGGUGCAGUUGGCUGCUGAUUUUGCCGCACACGGUGUACUGAAUUUCGUACGCAUCUUCUUUGCUAAAGGUACAAUUUUCGUAACGCCCGUUAGACCACAAGAAGAUAUUCGCUGUGAAGCGUAUGAGGAGUGGAAAAGGCAAUUGCGCAAAUUUCGACGUAAAGGUGGAAAGCAAGCGUUGCAGGUUAUAGUGAGUGAACUGCACACAUUCUGUCGUAUGUUAAUUGGAGAAUUGCCGUUCGAUAGCGAAUUGUAUGCUGAAACUGAUGGUCGUAACAAGGGCCCACGUAGUUCCUUUAAUUUCAUUGAAUACUCGCGUCUUUUUCUAGACAACUUGCAGUUGGACAAAGAUGUUGUUAGUGAUGCGCGUGAGAUAGUAAUGGAGGGCGAACGCUUGGAGGAAAUCGCCACACUUAUACGCUCUACACAUCCAAGUGUGCUUUUUAACUUCAUAAUUUGGCAGGCUUACGAAACGCUACGUUAUGAAGACUGUUUUCUACUCACCGAAGAGUUUGAAGAUCUACUGUUGUCAGAGUACUGGAAUUGGGAUGUGUUCAAGGAGCAUUUUAGUCGUCAAGUAGCGUUAGCGACGUAUCUCUAUCAUACCACACGUUUUCAGCAGCAACGACGUACUGUGCUUCUGGGAGAGCAGUGGGAUCGCUUUCUCUAUGCCAAACUACAGCGUAGUGAUUUCAAUUUGCCGCGUCUACUUGCUACCUAUGCAAAAAUCAAUUUAGAUCCAGCAAACCUCACCGCCAUUUACGAGGCAGACAAAUUUGUCACAGGAAAUUUUUAUGGAAAUUUGCUCGGCAUGCGUCGCAGUAAACUGAGAAAUACUUUCUUUAUAGAUUACAUCGAUUCCGAAGACUACAAUCAUCCUACAUACUUCUUGCGACAUUUCAUCUAUUUUACCAUUUUGACCUUAGAACGUCCCCUGUUCCAUUACUUCGCCACCCUGGGUUUUGAACUGUGGCACAAGGCGGAUUUACUUUAUAAUUCGGAUGGGUUGUACACAGCCAUAGAUUGCUUGGAGCGUCAAUCACUGUUGACCUUCGAAGAUGCUACAAACUUUCAGUUCCUAGACGACCAACAAGUUGCCGAUGUUUUCCGAUUUUAUCGCACAUUUACUGAGUCCUUACGAGAUUAUGAUUUUUGGUUGGAAGGUGAAUCAUUCGCUUUUGCUGAAGAGUACGUGCUGGAGCACUUUAAUUUGACUUCGAAACAAAUAAUGUUCUACGCUGUGGCGCAAUUAUAUUGCGGACGAAACGAUGCCUGGUAUGGGCUUUUGAUCAAUAAAAGUUUCAUGAAUAUGCCUCAAUUCGAAGCGGCAUUUGAAUGUGCGGAGGAAGCACCAAUGAAUCCUCUGGUCAAAUGCAUGAUUAAUCACUGUGAGGUCUAGUAAAUCGUUAUAUAGGUAUUACUGUUAGUGAGUAUAUUAGGUGUAAGUACGGGUACAUGGUUAUGUUUCAAGAUUUGUAAUUAGAUAAUAUAAUAUGUACAUAUAAAUGUUAGUGUGUUUGUAUGUAUGUCUUGAUUUAGUGAAAAAAUAAAAUAAA